GGAUGAUAUUCAGCCAUUUAACAAAAACGUGGAGUCACUUUGAACGUUAGAAGGAUUAAAAGCUUGGAAAUUUACUAAUCUUGACAUUGUCAGCUGUCUUCCACAUCCGGUGAGCUCAUCAUAAUAUAUGCUAAUGAUAUCCAGCUAAAGUAGACCUCGACUUCAGCGACACAAUAUGGCGGCUGUCUUCCACAUCCGGUGAGCUCAUCAUAAUAUAUGCUAAUGAUAUCCAGCUAAAGUAGACCUCGACUUCAGCGACACAAUAUGGCGGGUUUUAUUCAUUAUGACCCAGAAAAGUACGAUGAUUUGGACACUUUCCUAGAAAGGUACAAACCAUCUAAAACUAACCCUGGAUACAUGUGGAUCCAUGUCUCAAAGGACAAAUGUGAAAAAAAUGACACAGAAGAUGAUGACGAAGAAGAAAAUGAAGAAGAUAACGUACCGGUGCUGCUGCUAAAAUGUCGAAAGGAAUUUGAAAAGCUGAAACUAUCAAAUCAAGUUACAUAUGAAAAUAUUAAAGAAAUAGCGAGGAAUAAUAAACAUUUGUCUGGAAAGUGGCUUGUGUACCGGGAUAUCCGUAAAAUUGAUGCAGUCUGGAUGACAAUAGCCAAUGCAGUGGUAGCAAACAAACUUGGUCAAGCGGCUAAGGUCAGCUGUCGAGAUAGUGAGACGAGUGACAACGGCAAUCACGUGAUCUGUGUCUACACAAAGGACUUCACUGACGAGGAUGACGUCAUGAGGGUGGAACUGAUGCUACGUCAGCUUGGAGUUACCGGGAGACUGAUGUAUAAACCCGACAUCUACACGACACUGGGGAUAUACGCGAAGAAUGAGUGGCAUUUAAAGGCAACGGUUUACAACUCCCAAGCCUGAAGCACAGCCUGGCAAGAGUAUUGUCUUCCACAAAGACUACUAUUCGUUUUUGAAGUGGUUUAAAUCGACUUGCAGACAUAAUCGGUAGCUUGCCAAGAGUAUUGUCUUCCACAAAGACUACAUGUAUAGUGUAGGAGCCAAGUGAGAUUUAAUUGUUGUGAGAGUUCCAAAAGGUUUGAGGUGGUUGAGGUGUAGAGGGACCGCAACUGACCACAGAAACCCAAUUCAUAAGUCAAUCUAGUGCGGGAGUAAAUAGGGGGAGCUACUGAAAUUACCCCCAAAAUGGGAUUUAAUUGUUGUGAAAGUUCCAUCCAAAAUUCCUUUGCUACUUGUUAGAGGACAUCUCAUUGAGCCCAAAUCCACAACUUAAGAAAAUAUAUUUUGCGGGAAAGGCUACUUAAGAAAGACUCUUAAUUAGUGCUAAUUAGGGAUUUAAUUGUUGUGAAAGUUCCAUCCUUGGAACCAAAUGUAAAAUGUAGAGUAUGCUCACCCGAUUCAGAAUUACCAAUUUAAGAAAAAAAAUAUUGCGGGAAAGUGCACUUAAGAACAGGUCAAAUAUUAAGUAGUUCUAAUUAGGGAUUUAAUUGUUGUGAAUUAAAGUUCCAUCCAAAAUUCCUUUGCUAGUUGGUAGAGGACAUCUCACUGAGCUCAAAACCAGUAACUAAGAAAAAAAUAUUGGACCUAAAUUUAUUUGGCACAACGGUACUGAAAAGUAAACUCAAAACUAUAAAGAUGGCAGAAUUAAAAUGAUAAACGUAACUAAUUACAUUAUAGUACUUAAAAAUGCAUGUAUUCGAUGAAUGAUUAUUAAUAACCUAAAUUUGACUAAUCUCUUUAAAUCCAUUACAGGUAUAUCUAUACUCAAUUUAAUUAUACAUGGCGACUAUUUCAUUACAACGAAUACUAAACACAUUUUGGAGAGAUACGUUACACAGCUGAUUACAGAUACAACAAAAACAACAACCACGUAAUAUAGAUGACAUUUUAGGUAUUAAUAUUUGGUACAACAGUAAAAUAUGUUUAAAUAAAAUAAAAAAGUUUUAUAUAAGAAAUAUCUUAAAACUGGUAUUAUAUUUAUAGGUGAUCUAUUGAAUGAGGAAGGAGACGUCCUAAAAUACGAAGAUUUUAUUGCAAAAUAUCACAUACCUACGAAUUUUUUGCAAUAUGCUUCAUUAAUAAAUGCUACGAAAUCCUUUAUACAUAACUUAAACAACUUAACGGAUGAUAUUUUUAAAUCAUUAAAAUAAAAUAUUUUCCCAUUUAAACUAAGCAUGUUGUUAAACGACAGAAGUGGCUGCAAACAUAUAUACGAUAUACUAAAUACUAGAAUAAUAAUGCCAAAAGCACAAAUAAAAUAUACAAAUGAGGGGUUUAUAUAUAAUAAACAGCAAUGGGAAACGUUUUAUACUCUCCCUUUCCAUAGCGUGAAAGAUACAUGUGUACAUCUUUAGCAUGGUUUCAAUAUAGAAUUUUGCACAGAAUCCUGGCGACUAACAAAUUCUUACGUAUGAUUCAUUAUAUUGAUUCUAAUGCUUGUAGCUUUUGUAGCGAUUAUCCCGAAACACUACUACAAUUAUUUUUUAAGUGUGACAAAGUUCAUAAUUUAUGGAAAGAAGUAAAAUUGUGGAUUCUAUGUAAAACAGGAAACGAAAUCAAUUUCAGCAAAGAUAUUGUCAUAUUUGGUAUAACUAAUAACAAAAACAGUAGUUUCAUAAAUUGGUUAACUAUAAAUAUCAAGUAUAAUAUCUACAGUAUGAAAAUACAGAAAAACAUUAAAUAUAAAUAGCGUUAAAAACUAAAUUUGAUAUCGAAAAAUAAAUUAUUUUUAAAAAUUGUAGCUAUGAAACAUUCUAUAAAAAAUGGAAUCCUUGGCUUGACCAUUUAGCUUGUCUGGAAAUAGAUUUCGUCCAAAGCAAACCUUCUUAAUUGUUUUUCACAAUAUUGCCUUCUUUCAAUGUUUUUUUCAUCUCUUCCAUACACAUGUUUUUUACCCUUGAAGCACUUUUUUUUCUUUCUAUCUUCUUUUACUAUUCUGUUUUGAUUUUAAGUUAAAUUACAUCCUAUAUGUGUGAAAUAAUAAUACAGUAGUAGUAAUGGUAAUGAUGGUAGUGGUGAUGAUGGUAAUAAUAAUGAUAAAUGUACUAUAUUUUAUUGCAAUUUAUCCUUCAAUCUUUCUUUCUUUUUUCUUUCUCUCCUCUUUAUUUCUAUUAUUUCUACCUUCUCUGUUAACCCCAUAAAACAAUGGACUAUGUUUUACAUGUAUCUAUGUCCAUUAUUACUGUUCGAUUAAUGUGCUAUAUAUAUUGCAAAUAAUGACAAACUAUUAAUGAAUUGAUGGAUAAUGUAAUAUGACAUUAAUGAAUGGUAUUCAUGAGAUACAUUCACAUGGAAAUAUGGCCAGUUAUCAUCAGUAAUGGAGCUGCAUUCGUAAUCAAAAAGUUCAACUCCUCUCCCCCCCCCCCGCCAUAUCAAGGUCAGUAUCUGGUGUGUCCACCAUUGGCCCGUGAGCAUACGUGAAGACGACGGGGAAAGGAUUGACACAAACAUCUCAAAUAAGCCACAGGA
Messenger RNA from Gigantopelta aegis, 3438 nucleotides. RefSeq names its product UPF0696 protein C11orf68 homolog. Lineage: Eukaryota; Metazoa; Mollusca; Gastropoda; Neomphalida; Peltospiridae. The transcript is spliced from 7 exons. Bases 265 to 873 code for a protein of 202 amino acids. The record is from RefSeq and is a predicted model, not a curated record.